AACAAUGAGUGAAACGUACUAGCCCCGAUAUCAGAGUAUGGACUGCAUUGACAGAGUAACAUCCUGUGGGCCUAUCAGAACCGGCCAAACUCAGGUCAAACACUCUGAUCUUAUCUCCUCAGUGACCUCCGGACAGGCUUCACGUCACUGCUCCGCUCCUUUUCACGCAGAACCUCAAAAGAACCAAGAGCCUGCGUCACCGGCCUCCCUCCUCUGUGUGUGUGCCCAUGUGUGUGUGUGUGUGCCCAUGUGUGUGUCCAUGUGUCUCAGUCACAAUGCUCAGUGAGUGGACUUUGAUUUGACCCUCCGUACUGAAGCACACAGAAACGCCUCUCUGUGCCGGCCAUAAAAAAGACUCCGGUAAAUAUAUAAAUACAGAACUCCACAUCCCUGUCUCCUCUCUGGGCCCUGGAUUAUGAUCUGAACCAACCGGACCAAUAAAAAAGAGGAAAAAAACAUUAAAGAGCGAUGGUCGGACUGAAGCCCUCAGACGUGCCCCCUCCUCUGGGCGUGAAGAUGGCGAGUGCGGGGGCAGCGGCCUGUAUCGCCGAUUUAGUCACUUUUCCUCUGGACACAGCCAAAGUGCGGCUCCAGAUCCAGGGAGAGAAGAGCGCCGUGCAGAACAUCCGAUACAGAGGCGUGUUUGGGACCAUCGCCACCAUGGUGCGCACGGAGGGACCACGCGCUCUCUAUAACGGGCUGGUGGCAGGACUACAGAGACAGCUGUGUUUCGCCUCGGUCAGAAUAGGCCUCUAUGACAACGUGAAGGACUUCUACACAGGAGGAAAAGAAAAUCCCGGGGUGCUGGUGCGGAUCUUGGCCGGCUGUACCACAGGGGCCAUGGCGGUGUCCUUCGCUCAGCCUACAGAUGUGGUGAAGGUGCGAUUCCAGGCUCAGGUGAAUCUGGACGGCGUGGCUCGGAGGUACAGCGGCACCAUGCAGGCGUACAGGCACAUCUUCCAGAACGAGGGCCUGAGAGGGCUGUGGAAAGGCACACUUCCCAACAUCACUAGAAAUGCACUGGUGAACUGCACAGAGCUGGUGACCUAUGACCUGAUCAAAGAGGCCAUCCUCAGACAUAAGCUCAUGUCAGAUAAUCUGCCGUGCCACUUCGUCUCAGCUUUCGGGGCAGGGUUUGUUACCACGGUGAUCGCUUCCCCAGUGGACGUUGUCAAAACCAGAUACAUGAACUCUCCUCCUGGGCAGUACAAAAGUGCCAUUAACUGUGCCUGGGUGAUGAUGACCAAAGAGGGACCCACAGCGUUCUACAAAGGGUUUGUGCCAUCGUUUCUCAGGCUGGGCUCCUGGAACAUUGUGAUGUUUGUGUCGUUUGAACAAAUCAAGAGACUUAUGAUGGUCACCAAGAAAAAGAUGGAGACCACCGCCUAAAGUCUGUUCUAUAAAGUGACUGAAAACCUCUGAGGUUUGCAUGCCUCAUCCUCAAAGCCUUAUAUCAGCAGUAUUCCUGUCCUGUGACAGCACAAGUCCUUUGUUUAAAAAGGGAAUCUAAGACAGACCUCGUACUAUUAUGUAACUUAGAGUUCACAUAUGCAAUCUUUAUAUUUAUCCAUUUACAUGAGCACAUAUGGGCAUUUGGGCUGCAGUUUUAGGCAGCCAAAAACAAUGCACCAAAUCCACAUGAACAAACGUCUGUGUUAGACAUAUUAAAUAUGUUUUAUAAA
Boleophthalmus pectinirostris (great blue-spotted mudskipper) is the source of this 1682-nucleotide messenger RNA. It is a transcript of the gene ucp1, whose product is annotated as uncoupling protein 1. NCBI's taxonomy places the organism in Eukaryota, Metazoa, Chordata, Actinopteri, Gobiiformes, Gobiidae. Bases 469 to 1389 code for a protein of 306 amino acids. Gene Ontology annotation, cellular component: mitochondrial membrane. The transcript is spliced from 8 exons. The record is from RefSeq and is a predicted model, not a curated record. Gene Ontology annotation, molecular function: oxidative phosphorylation uncoupler activity. Gene Ontology annotation, biological process: response to cold; mitochondrial transport; mitochondrial transmembrane transport.